Zootermopsis nevadensis is the source of this 2091-nucleotide messenger RNA. RefSeq names its product RAS oncogene family member Rab40 (gene Rab40). Gene Ontology annotation, biological process: intracellular signal transduction. Gene Ontology annotation, molecular function: GTPase activity; GTP binding. Lineage: Eukaryota; Metazoa; Arthropoda; Insecta; Blattodea; Termopsidae. The record is from RefSeq and is a predicted model, not a curated record.
UGAUAAACGAAGUAGGACAGUGACAUCAGAAAGAGAAAUUUAUAUCACAAUGAUUUAUUAUGUGUACAAUUUUAUAUAAGGUGCAGGCAUCGCUUCAAAAUACAACAGAAAAGGUACCUGCCACGGUGAUAGUAAUUACCUGGUUAAGGAUUAGGCGCUGAAGAAAAAGUCUAUUAUGCGCAAGAGAAACAAAAGAUUGUGUUAUGGCUUUGGAGCCAAGACCAAUUUCUCAACAAAAACAAUAUGAUUACUUGUUAAAAUUUUUGUUAGUUGGUGACAGUGAUGUAGGGAAGCAAGAAAUCUUAAGUGGUCUUGAAGAUGGGUCAGCAGAAUCGCCUUUUUGCAGUGGAGGUGCAUACAAAACUACAACAAUACUGUUAGAUGGAAAGCGUGUAAAACUGCAGUUGUGGGAUACUUCUGGACAAGGACGUUUUUGUACCAUCAUUCGAUCAUACUCUCGUGGAGCACAGGGUAUUCUGUUAGUAUAUGACAUCACAAAUAAAUGGUCAUUUGAUGGUAUUGACCGCUGGCUGAAAGAAGUAGAAGAGCAUGCACCUGGUGUUCCAAAAGUACUAGUCGGAAAUCGUCUUCACCUAGCUUUCAAGCGUCAGGUUCGGGCACAAGAAGCAGAAAUUUAUGCCGCAAAAAAUCGCAUGGCAUUCUUUGAAGUGAGUCCGUUGUGUAACUUCAAUAUCCGUGAGAGUUUCAGUGAGCUCUCUCGCAUGGCAUUACAUCGCAAUGGCAUGGAAAGACUGUGGAGAUCAAACAAAGUUCUGAGCUUGCAGGAAUUAUGCUGCCGCGCAAUUGUUGCCAGAACAACUGUUUAUGGCAUUGACCAACUUCCGCUUCCAACUGCAAUAAAGUCUCAUCUGAAGUCGUAUGCUAUGACAAGCUACACCACAUCAGUGCAGCACCGUUAUGUUUUAAAUCAUAAUCGAAGUUCAGGUGGUAAUAAGACUGGACUAUCAGCACACCACAAAAAGUUAAAAUUUGUGGGAGGUAUUCCAACUGGAGCAACAUCUCCGUCUUCAUCGGGUUCUCCUCCGGGAAUGGACUCGUCAAGAACAAGUUGCACAGGACGUAACUCAUGCACUGUUUCGUGAGGAGUGCAGAUUUAAAGUUAUUUAUUUCAUACGAGGAGAACAGACUGGGGUAUCGUGAUGUUUUCUGGGGGAAAUAAUUAAUUUAUUGCUCAAGAUUUGCUUGGGAUGUUGUGAUGAGUGGAAUGGUUGACGGUUUCAUGAGGGAUGUCGUAAGAAGUAAAUCAAGGCUCUGCAUUGCACGUCGGCCCGACGAUUUCUUCUUUUGGUAUGAUUGUACAGGUUAUGAAUAUAAAAUUCAUGCUGUACUCUGGUCAUGUAAACUACAUUGUUAUAGUGAUGUUUGAAUGUAUUGAGCAGUAGCAGGUAUGGAUACAGUUAGUUUGCGUCAUAUUUUGUUACCUUCCUUUAACAUUGUAAUUCAUUCUCUGAACAUGAAUGUUGUUGUGAACCUUGUGAUUAUUGUGUGUUUUUUUUAUUUUGUUUGUUGUCUUGUCUUCUGUACGAGCCGAUGUUCUUUCUAAGGAUUGGCUGAUGUGAAGACUUUUCAUGCCUUUAUUAACACCUUUCUAUAAAAGGGAGAAAAUAUAUUUGUUAAGAGUUUGCAAGAGACCAAAGUUCAUAGGUUGUUAAUAAGUUAUGAAGAAAAUGGUAGCAGUACAGGUACGUGGAUGUUUUGCAUAAGUAGAUGGUAUUAUAUCAAUAAUACAAGUAAGAAGGUUGUAUGGAAGACACAGGAAACUGUGGGAAUAUAUGCUUACAUAUUUUACGUGGUAUUUUGAUUGAUCCUGAGGAUAGAUUAGGUUUGGACCAAAUUCGACUUUUAUAGUCAUUAUUUGGUUGUUUCAAAUAUAACCAGAAUAUGAAAUCCUAUUGUCAUUUGUACCACACUCAUGCACUUUGUUUUACUGUUGUAAUGUUAUGGUUGAAAUCGACUUUCCAAAUUGACAUUCAAAUCAUUUAGAUUCUUGGUAAAAUUCUAGUGUGUGGAGGUAUGCAGCAAAAGAAGUUGGCAGUGCUGAAAACCUGCCAGUGGCUGCAAAUGAAACAG